Molecule: messenger RNA, 2410 nt
Organism: Mastomys coucha (southern multimammate mouse)
Lineage: Eukaryota; Metazoa; Chordata; Mammalia; Rodentia; Muridae
Gene: Kcnip4
Product: potassium voltage-gated channel interacting protein 4
Exons: 9
Coding region: 251-1003 (250 amino acids)
Biological process (GO): regulation of potassium ion transmembrane transport
Cellular component (GO): voltage-gated potassium channel complex
Molecular function (GO): calcium ion binding; potassium channel regulator activity
Source: RefSeq, a predicted model, not a curated record
ACCACCUGCGUAGCCCUGCCACCCAGCGUGGCACAGCGCCCCCGGCGCCCCCCGCCGGCCUCCGCCUGCACCUGCAGCGGCUCCGCGCGCCCUGCCCGCCGCCGCCGCCGCCGCUGCCGCCGCCUCCAGCUCGCAGCGCCUUGGUCGCCCAGGACAGAGUGGCUGUGCGCUCCCGUGGCGGACCCAUCGCUAGACGCCCCUGGGUCAGUGGACUCUAAGAGUGUUGCUCCGGCAUCCAGCGCCCCCAAAGAUGAACGUGAGAAGGGUGGAAAGCAUCUCCGCUCAGCUGGAGGAGGCGAGCUCCACAGGCGGUUUCCUCUACGCCCAGAACAACACCAAGCGCAGCAUUAAAGAGCGGCUCAUGAAGCUCUUGCCCUGCUCAGCUGCCAAAACGUCGUCUCCUGCUAUUCAAAACAGCGUGGAAGAUGAACUGGAGAUGGCCACUGUCAGGCAUCGUCCUGAAGCCCUGGAGCUGCUGGAGGCCCAGAGCAAAUUCACCAAGAAAGAGCUUCAGAUUCUUUACAGAGGAUUUAAGAAUGAAUGCCCCAGUGGUGUUGUUAAUGAAGAAACUUUCAAGGAGAUUUACUCACAGUUCUUUCCACAGGGAGACUCCACAACAUAUGCACAUUUCCUCUUCAAUGCAUUCGACACGGACCACAAUGGAGCUGUGAGCUUUGAGGAUUUCAUCAAAGGUCUUUCCAUUUUGCUUCGAGGGACAGUACAAGAAAAACUCAACUGGGCAUUUAAUUUGUAUGACAUUAACAAAGAUGGCUACAUCACUAAAGAAGAAAUGUUGGACAUAAUGAAAGCAAUCUAUGACAUGAUGGGGAAAUGCACAUACCCUGUCCUCAAGGAAGAUGCUCCCCGACAGCAUGUGGAGACAUUUUUCCAGAAGAUGGACAAAAAUAAAGAUGGUGUCGUUACCAUAGAUGAGUUCAUUGAAAGUUGCCAAAAAGAUGAAAACAUAAUGCGCUCCAUGCAGCUCUUCGAAAAUGUGAUCUAGAAUGUCAGCACCUCCUCCACGGACGAGGCAAAUGUGAACGCCUACACACGAGUCGAAGCCACCACUUCUAGCAUAGACUGCUCAGCUUUACACUGAGGCAUAUUAUGCAAACAGCUUUGUUUUACUAUAAAACAACCGCCACCACCACCCCAAAUUUAAGUUUUCCAGUUACAAAUCUGCAUCCACGUCACUGUGGUCAUGAAAUGUGCUAACUUACUUCACACUCAAAAGGCACAGAAUCUGGAAUAGCUUUGAUCCUCAGCCACGUGUUACUGAGGCUUUCGCAGAUCAGUGAUUUUAAAACACCAGUGGGUUUUCCUACUUGUUUGUAUGUAUUCAGCCCUGGAUUUUAAAUGGUUUUCUAAAAUAUUUACAUCUGCAUUUAACUUCCAGAAAGCCAAUGUACUUUCACUUAAUUCAAUUCAUGUAAUAACAAAAAAAGAAACAAAGAUUACUACAAUUUAAAAAAGACCAAAAAGACAGUCCCAAUUUCUAUGGCUUCUCCACCUGCUGUUAAAGACAUUAAUGUAUUUGGCAUUUUUUUUAAAAGAACACUUAAAAAAUUAGUUUAUUAUCAGAUGUUAGCAUAUACCUAAUAAAAUUAUUUUAGUAUUUGUUAAUUUUCCAUACUCAAGCCAAGGCUCUAUAUAAUCCAUGUAACUUUGGACCUGUUUAAUCUUACAUGUAGACUGUUUUGUAUUGUAUUAUGAAGUAGAAAUUCAAAGUGUCAAACAAACCAAGGAUGUUUACAGACGUGCCAAGGGUCCGGAUGUCUGUCCUGCAAUGCCUAGUGACGCUUAUUAACAAGUAACCCUAACAGCAGUAAAGAGCAAUCCUAGCUACCCCCAAGUCCAUUAAUGUUCUCACAGCAUGUUUAUCAUAUGUAAGCCAUUCAGGGACAGAGAAUCCUUGACUGCCCCAAAGCCUACUAGGAAUAAAGAUCAAGCAAAAUAUUCUUUGAAAACACCAGUGAUUCUAUCAUAUUGGAAAUUAUACUAAGAUUGUAUAGAAAAUGAACGUGAGAUUGACAGUUCAUCUGAAUUGCAUUAUGAUUUAGCACAUCAUAUAGCUCAAAGGAUUCACAUUCCUUUCAGUGAUCUUAAGCCAAAACUGUAGAGUUGCCACAACAGUACUAUAGAUAUACACAUCUUCCCAGUUUCGUAGAAAGACAAGAACCAAGAGGACACAGGAGGAGAAACUUUGCGACUGUCUGCAACAAUAAAUCAGGUAUCUAUUCUGGUGUAGAGAUAGGAUGUUGAAAGCUGCCCUGCUAUCACCAGUGUAGGAAUUAAGAGUAGUACAGUACAUGUACAGAAAUCUGCCAUCACGUGUUUGUGUAAACUCAAUGUGCACAUUUUGUAUCUCAAAAAGGAAAAAUAAAAGCAAAAUAAAGUGUUUAUUACUCUA